CAGCAGCAGAAAUCGUGAUAAAAGAAACAGACUCCAGUUAUGUCCCAGAAUUUGGAUUUCUUGGCCUUGGCUGGCCGUGGAGGUCCUCAUUAUGCCAGUCCAACUUCAAGGCAUCCCUCACCAAAGGUUUGGAAUUCAACACCACCUUCCCUUGAAAGGGGGCCUUCAGAGAGACAAAUCAGUCCCACCCCAGAUCAGUACACCAACCCCAACAGGCGUCGGCAGCCAUGGAAAGACUGGUCUCCAGGCAGAUGGCAACUGCUUCAAAACCAGAGACAAAGCUGGGGCUUGAGUCCUACAGCUCCCACUCGACAUAAACGUACUCCAGAACCCAAACCAUUCUUCAGACAACCAAGAGGCGGUGCUACACAAGUUUACGGUAAUCACCAGCCAGGAAGCUACAGAGACAUCAGUCAUUAUUACAGUCCAUCUAUGGUAGAGGACCCAUGGGCAGCAUUGCAAGCCGAGGCCCAAUACAGAUAGACUACAAUAUCAACCAUGAAAUCAAACCUGUGCUCAAGCUCCAUGCAACAACCCGGGGGAAAGCAGCGCCCUAAGGGUGGUAUAUUUUUACUGUAUGAGAUUUUAACACUAGCUCUUGUGAGGGCUGGCACAAUGCGGGCACUUCUAUAAUAUAUUGAGCCAAUAAACUACAAGACAUGAACACAU
This is a messenger RNA of Xenopus laevis (African clawed frog), 669 nucleotides long. RefSeq names its product gastrula-specific protein 17 L homeolog (gene gs17.L). NCBI's taxonomy places the organism in Eukaryota, Metazoa, Chordata, Amphibia, Anura, Pipidae. The record is from RefSeq and is marked provisional.